Carica papaya (papaya) is the source of this 1428-nucleotide messenger RNA. Its product is annotated as E3 ubiquitin-protein ligase Os04g0590900-like. Gene Ontology annotation, biological process: protein ubiquitination. The record is from RefSeq and is a predicted model, not a curated record. Gene Ontology annotation, molecular function: transferase activity. NCBI's taxonomy places the organism in Eukaryota, Viridiplantae, Streptophyta, Magnoliopsida, Brassicales, Caricaceae.
UUGUGACAUGAAAGCUCUCAGACCAUCCAAUCCAUACGCUUGUCAUCAGGAGUUGAUAUAAACAUCCAAAUGUCACCAACACUAAUAGUAGUAACAGUAAUCGUAUUAGCAUUAGGCAGAUAAAGUUCAUAGUGGAAAUCAAAAUGGACCCAAAGAUUUUGGUGCCGUACAUGAACAGCAAGGACUGUUCCCAAGGUUUUUGCAGCAUAUACUGCCCGCAAUGGUGUUAUAUCAUCUUUCCUCCUCCUCCUCCAUCGUUUGAAUUCUCUAAUGACAAUCCAAGUCCCAAUUUAUCCCCUCUAGUUAUCACGAUCAUCGGAAUUUUGGCCAGUGCUUUCCUCCUGGUAAGUUAUUAUGCUAUAAUAUCCAACUACUGUGGGGAUGUGGACUCAUCAAACCAUGAGCCAAGCCAGGAUUUAGAAGAGAACAAUCAUAGCCCUUCAUCAUCUCUCCAUCAGCCAUGGCAGCCUGCAAAUACUGGCGUAGAUGAGGCUAUCAUUAAAUCCAUUACGCUGUGCAAGUACAGAAAGGGAGAUGGUCUGAUUGAAGGAACAGAGUGCUCUGUUUGUCUCAGCGAAUUCGAAGAAGACGAAAACUUAAGACUGAUGCCGAAGUGCAAUCAUGCUUUCCAUGUGCAGUGUAUUGAUACAUGGCUUAAAUCUCACUCCAAUUGCCCUCUUUGUCGCGCUAAUAUAAUCUUACUUGCUGCUUCACCAUCUCGGUUUCCUACUCAAAAUGAAACUAAUACUGAAGGCAAUGAUGGAAGGCAUGUGAAUAUAAUAGAGGAAAUAGAAGUAGUACGUGUUUAUCGUGAUGUUGGUCCAUUGCCAAAGACACCAGUAAUCGGUUUUAGCAACUCGGGGAGUUUGCAGAAUAGAAAUCACACAAUAAUUGAGAUAAGAUCAGAAGGAGAAUGUGAAAAGGUUACAAGAUGAUUUUCUAUGGAUCAUUCAGGCCAAAGCAACAAAGUUGAAGAUAUUGCAGUGGUUGAAGAAUAUAGUGGUACUAUUGCCGGACCAUCAAACCAAACAAGUAGAGAAGCAUGUAAUCUGGUCACGAAAAAUGAGUACCGCUCUGCGUAGCGAGCCCGCAUGUCUAUGAAGAGAUCGUUUUCCGGUGGGACAUUUUUAUGCUGCUAGUUUUGCAAGAAACAGUCUUGAAUUCUACUUUAUGCUUUCUUUUUGCAUCCUAAACCUUUGAGGUUAGUAAAUACUAGUAACUAGAGUAUAAUUGUCAACUAAAAGAUGAGAAGUCUAUCCCUUAGAUAUAUACAUAAUUACAUACAGAUAUACAUAUAUAAAUGUCUUGGAGUCAUAUUUAAUUUUGUUUGCAAACUUGCUGCAAUAUUUAGCAGCAAGUCCUCUGCAGUCAUCAUCGAUGCUCGUUGAUGCAACACGAAAAUGAAAAGGGUAUAAUUUUAUUUCGUUA